AUGAUGCUAGUCCGGUCGAAACGACAUGAAGAAGUGUGCAGUUACGUGAGCGGAUGCGCUCUUAGAGGUGCGCUGAAACUACCGGUUGGGAUCGGAGUAGGACCAUUGCGAACUGCAACAGCGAGUGUAUUCGGCACUGAAGCCCCUUCUGAGCGGUCUGUGUGCGCCUGGUUCCAGUGCUUCAAAGCCGGAAACAAGAAACUCGAAGAUGAGCCUCGCUCUGGUCGACCGACUGCAAUAUCUUUCGACGAACUGAAGAAUCUAGCGGAGCAGCAUUCAUAUGAAGGUGUGCGGUAUUUUGGUGCCAGUCUUGGCUGUUCGCUGUCCACCGUGAGCAAUGGACUGCGAUCUCUCAGAGUGGUGAAAAUGCUCGAAGCCGCAGAUUCGACUGACUGGACACCAUUGUCACUGGAGAUGAAAAAUGGGUCCUCUACGUCAACCACACCCACGAACGUGCAUGAAGAAGGUCAUGCUGAGCGUCUGGUGAGGAGUUCAUGGAAUCUACCAUUUCGAGCCGCUGCCGGACGACACGACAGUUACUGCCGAGGUCUACUGCGCUCAACUGCAAAGACUGGCCGAGAAGAUCCGCAAGGAGCACCCAAAGCUCAACAACGUUCCCUUGCUGCACGAUAA
This is a messenger RNA of Necator americanus (New World hookworm), 633 nucleotides long. RefSeq lists its product as uncharacterized. The record is from RefSeq and is a predicted model, not a curated record. The coding region runs from base 1 to 633 and encodes 210 amino acids. Lineage: Eukaryota; Metazoa; Nematoda; Chromadorea; Rhabditida; Ancylostomatidae. The transcript is spliced from 4 exons.